Molecule: messenger RNA, 636 nt
Organism: Eremothecium gossypii ATCC 10895
Lineage: Eukaryota; Fungi; Ascomycota; Saccharomycetes; Saccharomycetales; Saccharomycetaceae
Gene: UBC8
Product: E2 ubiquitin-conjugating protein UBC8
Exons: 2
Coding region: 1-636 (211 amino acids)
Biological process (GO): protein polyubiquitination; ubiquitin-dependent protein catabolic process
Cellular component (GO): nucleus
Molecular function (GO): ubiquitin conjugating enzyme activity
Source: RefSeq, marked provisional
AUGAGCAGCUCCAAAAGAAGGAUUGAGACGGAUGUUAUGAAGUUAUUGAUGUCGGAUCACGACGUGGAACUGGUCGAUGACAACAUGCAAGAGUUCCACGUUAAGUUUCACGGGCCGAAGGGGACGCCCUACGAGCGUGGCGUGUGGCGCUUGCAUGUGGAAUUGCCGGACAACUACCCGUACAAGUCGCCCAGCAUCGGCUUUGUCAAUAAGAUAUUCCACCCCAACAUCGACGCGGCAUCGGGCUCUAUCUGCCUGGACGUGAUCAACUCGACGUGGUCGCCGCUGUACGACCUGCUCAACAUCGUGGAGUGGAUGAUCCCAGGCCUGUUGAAGGAGCCGAAUGGCUCGGAUCCCCUCAACAACGAGGCCGCCACGCUGCAGCUUAAGAACCCCCAGAUGUACGAGGAGAAGAUCCAGGAGUACAUCGACAAGUAUGCCACCGAGGAGCGCUACGUGCAGCAGUUCGGCGGCGCGGGCGGGGACGCGGGCGACGGCUCCGAGGACGACGAGGACGCAGACGAAAACCCAAGCGAUGGAAUGGACUACGACGAGGACGACGAGGAACUGAGCGAAAUAGAGGUUGAAGAGGAGGAUGAAGAGGUCCACAUCAGCGACUCCGACCUAUUGGACUAG